This is a messenger RNA of Micropterus salmoides (largemouth bass), 3204 nucleotides long. RefSeq names its product ras-related protein Rab-40C-like. Gene Ontology annotation, biological process: intracellular signal transduction; protein localization to plasma membrane. The record is from RefSeq and is a predicted model, not a curated record. Gene Ontology annotation, molecular function: GTPase activity; GTP binding. The transcript has 6 exons. Lineage: Eukaryota; Metazoa; Chordata; Actinopteri; Centrarchiformes; Centrarchidae. The coding region runs from base 554 to 1432 and encodes 292 amino acids. Gene Ontology annotation, cellular component: endosome; plasma membrane; synaptic vesicle.
UGAUGCCGCUACCAGGAAGUUCCAACACAGUCCUGUUAGCUGGACGUUGUGCUCGGAGGCUAUAAAUCCCUCGUUGGCCUUUUCAUUUAUUAACAAAGUGAAACAAUCGUAUUUGGUUUGGAAGAGUAUGGUUCAAUGUAGGAUGACACAGUCUUGCUUUUACUUUGUAUCCCCUGUUUGUGCUAAAAUGCGUUGUUGUCGUUCUGUUAGCCGGCUAGCUAACAAGCCAGCUAACAGUUAGUUAAGGUUGUUUUGAUGAAUAACUUAUUGUGAAUAGUAACGUCAGCGGCGGCUGGACUCCAGUGCUAGUAACGUACACUGAAAGGUUUGUUUGGAUUUAGUCCAGUCUUAUCAGGAAAUUCUAUUUUAUGUGUUAGCCGUUACUAAGGAGAGUUAAUGUAAAUCGUGGGUAGUGCACCAGCUAGCUGGUUAGUCGACAUCAAACGGCGGUCGCUUUGCUUCAGCUACCGCAGCUGGGGACCGUCUGAGUUGUCCCUUGCCCCCAAUAGUGGACGUCUGGCGAGCUUAUAAAGCUCUCUGUCGAUCGGAUUCAAUGCGUGGGAUGAUGGGGACCCAGAGUAGUCCGGUCAAGAGUUACGAUUAUCUCCUGAAGUUUCUUUUGGUGGGAGACAGCGAUGUCGGAAAGGGGGAAAUCUUGGACAGUCUGCAAGACGGAUCAGUAGAGUCCCCCUAUGCCUACAGCAGUGGGAUUGAUUACAAGACCACCACAAUUCUGCUGGAUGGGAGGAGAGUGAAAUUAGAGUUAUGGGACACAUCAGGGCAAGGCAGAUUCUGCACCAUCUUCAGGUCUUACUCUCGUGGGGCACAGGGCAUACUGCUCGUGUAUGACAUCACUAACGGCUGGUCAUUUGAUGGUAUUGACCGCUGGAUCCGGGAAAUUGAUGAGCACGCCCCUGGGGUACCCAGGAUCCUAGUGGGCAACCGGCUGCACCUGGCUUUCAAGCGACAGGUGCCAACGGAGCAGGCAAGGGCGUAUGCAGAAAAGAACAGCAUGACUUUCUUUGAGGUCAGUCCGCUGUGCAACUUCAAUGUCAUCGAAUCCUUCACAGAACUUUCACGCAUUGUGCUGAUGAGGCACGGGAUGGAGAAAUUCUGGAGGCCCAACAGAGUCUUCAGCCUCCAAGACCUGUGCUGCCGUUCGAUCGUCUCCUGCACACCGGUGCACCUUAUUGACAAACUGCCCCUCCCUGUGGCCAUCAAGUCCCACCUCAAGUCUUUUUCUAUGGCCAACGGCAUGAAUGCAGUCAUGAUGCAUGGACGCUCCUACUCUGUGGCCAACAGUGCAGCCUCAGGCGCUAGCAGCGGUGGAAGCAAAGCCAACAGCCUCAAACGCUCAAAGUCCUUCAGGCCUCCACAGAGCCCUCCAAAGGACUCGUCGUCUUCCUCUAAGGGGAACUGUAAGAUUUCAUAGUGAAGGAGCGAAUUACUGGUUGCCUCCGUGGGGCCAGUAUUAAAGGUGUUGUUGCUCCAAGAUGUCAUUAGACCGUAGAAGAGCGUGGAGAGCUACCAGAAACCUUCAACAGUAACAGAUAUCUCUGUGAACUUAACAUCGACAGACUUGGAUGGUAGGACUGGUUUCUGUUUUGUGCUUGCUGGUGCCAUCUUGUGGAUAUCCGUUUACCUGUACUCUUUACUACAGAAGCUCACUGUGAUCAAGUACAAGAACAAGAUUUCCCUGGGACCAAUAGAUGUGAAUCAAGGAUUAUCACUCACCUUUUAACACUACAAAUGAGUGGAGGGACAUUAGCUAGCUUUUAUUCGGAAAAGGAUUGUUUAUUGUAUUUAAAGUUGGACUUGAAGUUGUAAAUAUACAGUAUGUGCUUUUUGUUUUGGUCUGUGUUUGGUAAUUGGUCUCCAGAUUGACCAGCUUUUUAUGCUCGUUUUGUCUUGAAUGUUUUCGGAGACCUGCUUUGGUGUACAACUUAUCUGUGUGUCUUUUGCCUUUUGUCUACCAUAAGAAAAAGAUCCCUUUGCAGCCUCAAAGAUGCUGAGCUACUAUUUAAAACUCAGCUUUAGUUAAGUUUUAAAGAAGACUGGUUUAAAUUGAAUGUCAUGAGAAGAGCAGGGCUAGUUUUCCAGACAGACUAGUAGUAGACUUAAGAAAAAUGUAAAAAAAACAACAACCCAACUAUCCAUCAAAAACCCCUCUUAGUCUAGCACUACUUAAACUGUCGAACCAACUUGUCUUGUUUAGAAGACUUCCUGCUGUGCCCCUAAAUUCCAGCCCAGAUGAAUUCACCCUCCAUCUCCAUUAAUCAUUGGUUUGAACAUCUGCUGAAUUUCUCGGGCCAUUCUUUUUGACUCUAAUCUAAUAUCCUUAGUGGUAUCAUGGCUUUAACUGGUUUAAACCACCAACAGCAUGAUUAAUUAAAAUUUAUGAACUCUGGGGCAAUUGAGACAUCGCCUGGUGUCGAUGAGGAAACCUUGUACAAACUCAGAUGUACAGAUUAGUUUGCUCAGCCGUGGUGUUUUUCUUUCAGAAAGUGCUGCAGUGGUAUCACAUUAUUAGGAUUUUGUAAACUCACUAGACAUUAGUGAGAGGAAUAUUUAAAUUUGACUGCUGUUUGGAUUUUUGUAUAUGCUAUGUAUUUAUGAAUGUAAAACAAUAUUCAUCUGCUACUUUUCUGUGGCAUUGUGAUAAUAUGUGACUCAGAAUCAGAGGUGGAAGGUCAUUGGGUACAUCUGCUACUGUAAUAUUCUUACUGAGUGUUGCUUACUGUCUGAGUAUUAGUACUUUUGUUGCUCAAGUUAAUUCUUAUUUUCUCCAAAAAUGUAUUAUUGGGUGAACAAUGCAAGUACCAUGUAAUUAAUGUGAGAAAGUCUUGUUCAAUCAAAGCUAACUAAUAUUGUUUUAAUAAUUGAUUAAGCUACUCAAAUACUUGUAUUCUGAUAUAAACUCUCUCUUUCCACCUCUGUUCCACUUCAACAUUCUCAGUAUGUCUGAGGUCAUCCAGGGCAUAAACAUUGGUGCAUGUUUUCUACUGGAUCCUGUUUUCUGUGGUGUGUUGACACCAGUACAAUAGGCAGAACUCGUGGGUGAGCAUUUAAAGCACUAUAUGUAAACAUUUGAUAAUGAUUGUUGCUAUCAGAUCUGUGUGUCGGAGUUGGUUUGGAUACGGGCUUAGUUAUAAUUUUGUCUCCAUCAAAAAAACAGUCGCCCAUCAAAAUAAAGGGUAAAAACUA